AUGCUGGACAUUGACUACGCUCUACCUGCUUGUGAACUAUCGACGACAUACUCAUUCUAUCCGUAUUCACUUUCCUCUCGAUCCCACGUCCACUCUACAUUACUCACUCAAUCCGAGAAUAACUCCACGAGCUUGGACCCAAUGUCCGACGUGACAGAGAUUGCUGGACCAUCGAGCAGAGCUAUACUUGAGGAUGUCCGACAAUCUCACCAGCGAGCUGAGAGAAGAGCUUUGAUGGGCUGGAGACCUGCUGGAAUAGGUCUAGCUAAAGAAGAUGAUGAGGUCUGCAACGAGGAAGAUAUCUUGGAUCAUGACCAGCACGAUAUCAAUAUGUUCGGUCAUCGUUUCCUCUUACCGUUCGGACGUCGUCUAACACAGAUGGAAAUGGAUGCUGCUCCGUCCCCUUCUCCAUCAGAACAAGAUCAUGAAAGAAGACAAGAAGACCAUACGAUGGCAUCACCUGUGGUCGCAGCUGAACUGGCUGAGAUAGGCGAAGAAGAAGAACAAGACGGUCAAGUAGAUCUGGAUGCUAGUAUAGAGGAUUUAGACGAUAGCGCAGUUGUUGAUGACGGUAGCGUAGAAGAAGAGUAA
Messenger RNA from Kwoniella shivajii, 591 nucleotides. RefSeq lists its product as uncharacterized. The coding region runs from base 1 to 591 and encodes 196 amino acids. The transcript has 3 exons. NCBI's taxonomy places the organism in Eukaryota, Fungi, Basidiomycota, Tremellomycetes, Tremellales, Cryptococcaceae. The record is from RefSeq and is a predicted model, not a curated record.